AUGGAUGAAACAAUCUCUAGUGAUCUCAUGCAUAAUAUGAGCGAUGAAGAGCUUCUUUGGCGAGUGUCUUCGGCCAAGUUUCCACCUUCCUCUGCUUUCUAUCUUCGCCAUUGGGAAGUUUGGAGAAUGGGGAAGAAUGACAAUGUGCGAUGCAGAGAGGAGGCUUCUUGCAAACGCGAUAAGAAUGAUUCUUUUUUCCUCUUAGAUUCAUGCAUUCCCUCCUAUCUACGGUUACAUACUUACAUAACCAAAUCAAAACACAUAUUUAUGGGUUCAUUUGAUGAUCGCAGUCCCUACGGCCGAGGCCGCUACAACGGCAACAUGUCCCUGAAGAUUCCAUAA
This is a messenger RNA of Microthlaspi erraticum, 342 nucleotides long. The record is from the annotation of a GenBank genome assembly. NCBI's taxonomy places the organism in Eukaryota, Viridiplantae, Streptophyta, Magnoliopsida, Brassicales, Brassicaceae.